AUGCUAAACUUUUUGGCGGAAAAAGCGGAGAAGGGAGCGGUGCUCCAGAUGAAAGCCACGUGGCAAGAGUUCAAAGAGACGCGCGGCACGGAUCGCCCCGUGAAGAGCAUGGAGUGCCGGUGAGAUUGACUUGCCUGAUGGAACCACUUUUAAUGAUACAAUCGCACCCAAACUUUGCAGACUUCUUGAACUUGGAUUGAAGUAUUUUGGGUCCAAAUUUCGGACCGAACGGAUUAUCUGAUCCCGAGAUAUGAGGAUCAAAGGCCGAGUUUUCGCAAAAAUUGCGGUCUUCUCGACCUCUGAUCGACAUAUCUCGGGAUCAGGACCCAAAAUACUUUAAUUCAAGUCCAAGAAGCCUGCAAAGAUCGGGCACUCAACUUCACUGAAAUGUAUGUUUCGCACAGAUUCCGACAAGCGAUCGCGCCGAACAUACACUUGAUAAAAGAGUUUGACACGAAAACAAAAGUGAAAAUGUUGUUCGCGUCGAGCACGCCCGUCGACCUGAACUUUCUCGAGGAGAUCAAAAAGAUCGCGUUCGUCGAUGUGGAUCUGGAGGGCCGAAUCAUUCGGUACAAGUCUCUUGAGCCGGAUGGACUGGAAUUAGAGGCGCCCGGCGGACGAUUCCGCGCGCCGCUCGUUCGAUUCAGUGAGGAGGAGGACAGGGAUAUGAUGGAGUUCCUCGUGGAAAAGUGCAAGAGUCGAGUGGAGAAGCAUCGACAGAACUUCACGGAAUUGUGGAAUGACUACGCGAGCACCGGCAGAACCAUCCGACAAACUCAGUGCCUUAUUAAUCGGUCCGUUUUUGUGCUAGACACCGAAUAAUAUUGCAGAAUUUUCAGAUUUCGUCAUAGUUUGGCAGGAAACAUUCAUGAAAGAAACGAUUUGGAUGUGCAGACAAAAGUGCAAAUCCUGUUUGCCACGCGAACUCCUGUGAACGGCGAUUUUUUGGAAGAACUGCGAAGCGAGGCGAGUGUGGAGGUGGACGAAAAGGGACACAUUGUGUGGUACGACGAGCACGCGCCGGGCGGACUGACUCUGUACCCCCUUCCCGGAUCGGACAAUCAUUGCAAGUUCACAUCGAAAGAGGACGAGGAAAUGCUCGCGUACCUGGUCGGAAAGGCGAACACGGCGACGCAGCCGUACAAUCUGACCGAGUUGUGGAAGCAUUACGCGGAGUCGCGAAAAUCUCCCCGACAUCCGAACAGCUUUAGCGGACGGUACUUGAAUUCCCAUUUCAUUCGCAUCGUCCAAUUUAAACAUUUAGAUUCCGAUAUUCGCUGGCGCCGAACAUCCAUAAAAUGAAACAAUUCGAUGUGCAGACGAGAGUUCGACUGAUUUUCGCCUCGAGCACUCCCGUCAACGCGCAGUUUCUGACCGAGCUGCGCGAUAAGGCGGACGUCGAAUUGGGAAAGCUCGGACGGAUUGUGUGGUACAAAGAGUUCAAGGAGGGAGGUCUGGAGUUGAAGGUAAAGGAGCCGGGACGAAAAAGGAAACGAGCGGCGAAAGGGAAGAAGUGCUCUCGUCCGAGACUGACCGCUCUUUUGGACGUCAAAGAGGAACCGGUUUGGGAUGAAGAUGAAGAGGAGAAGAAGCCGGAUCUCACCGAACUCCACAAUGCUCCCAUUUUGAGCCCUGAAAACAUUCCGGACGUGGAGCCGAAUAAAGACGAAAAAGAAAAAGAAGAAGAAGAGCCGCCAGUGAAGAAAAGUGCCACGGAUGAAUAUAAUGAGUUGCUCGCGUACUUGGGCAUCGACAAAGUCGUGAAAAUCGAGGAGCCCGAUGAAUAA
Messenger RNA from Caenorhabditis sp. 36 PRJEB53466, 1787 nucleotides. NCBI's taxonomy places the organism in Eukaryota, Metazoa, Nematoda, Chromadorea, Rhabditida, Rhabditidae. The record is from the annotation of a GenBank genome assembly.